Messenger RNA from Ciona intestinalis (vase tunicate), 1927 nucleotides. RefSeq lists its product as uncharacterized. Lineage: Eukaryota; Metazoa; Chordata; Ascidiacea; Phlebobranchia; Cionidae. The record is from RefSeq and is a predicted model, not a curated record. Gene Ontology annotation, molecular function: acyltransferase activity, transferring groups other than amino-acyl groups; NAD+ poly-ADP-ribosyltransferase activity.
AAUCUCCAUUGUUGGGGGGUGAUUGUAGAAUCAUGUCGACUCCCGUCGUUCUACGAUUGCCGUUUGUUACGUUUAACAAGAAACAUUGUGACGUAGAAGAUGACGUAGGCAUCAAAGUUUGUCCAAUCAUCGUCGAUUUUGAACGUUUGUUGAAAGGAGGUCACAAGAAUUAUGAAAAAAUAAUACCCGGAGUUCCGAACACCGAUUUGCUUCAUGUCGCGGCAUCCUUAUAUGGAGUUACCCUCAGUGAGGUCACAGAUGACAUUAUCUACCCAACAAUGUGCGGGAAAUGGUCGCGAACUUUGUUGAUGCUUCGUGACGAGGAACAAACAUUACAACAUCUCAUGAAAACAACGCACAAAAGAAUCGCAACAAACGUCAAUCAAACACCCAACGAUGCAAAUAAUGACAGUGACGACGCCCCAAACAUCUUCAGCGACGACGAAUCUUCUGAUGAGGACGAAGAUUUUGACGACGAUUUCGUUUCCGGGAUUCCUGGGUUUCUUGCGGAAGUUCAAACAAGAAAAGAACAUCUUGUACAAUUAUACGAGAAAAAAAUAGAUGAGGCGGAUGAAUAUCGGAAAUAUCUCGGUGUGGAACAUCGUUUGAUUGGUUGUUCAACUUUCGAACGGUCCUAUGAGAAGCCGGGACAACAGGUGUUGCAACUUACCCUCGUUGGGGUGAGGAAAAAGUAUCGGGGGGUUGGGAUGGGGGGUUUUAUGAUGAAACAAUUACAUGAUGCAACAAUCACUGGUGGUUAUGAUGUCAUACUGGUCAAUGCUGAUCAUAAUGCGGUGGAUUUCUUUGAAAAACAAGGUUUUACCGACGACGUGAUACUAAACAGUCAAUACUCGAAUAUCGGCGACGCUUGGUUGAACUGCAAGCGAAUGUGUUACUUGCCCUCGUACGGAGCAACGAACGAAACAACCGACCUUGACCUCAAAGAAAUGGAACUUGAGUUGACGAUGUGGCGUGAGAGAAGUUUGAACGUGUACCAAUCACAAGCCUCGUUGUUCCAUCGAUUGCGACGAGAAAUUGUUCGUCUUCGAGCACGAGCGAGCAUGCAGGAUGAUGUCAUCAGUAGACUCCAAGCAGACUUAGAGCUCGCUCGUGACUCAGGGGUUAUGAGGAAAGAAGAAGAAUUGAGGAAGAGGUUGGAAAACAUCCGAGUUGCCGUUGACGACCUCGACCAUCAGAUUGAUUCAUCGGCCGAGGAUUUUACUUCGAACGAGGACAAUGAGUGUUUGUUGGUGAAUGAAUUGAGGCAUUGUUUUAUCACAAACAUGGAUGGGGAGGAAUUCAAUUUCCGAGGAACCUCCGUUCAAACAACAAGUGUUGAUGAUGUCAUAAUCGCUUCUGUUCCAAACCAUGUGAUUAAAAGCUUCAACAAUUCUAUGGAAAGCUCGUUGGACCGUGACAUUGUGACAAACUUGUAUUAUUCUCCUGACCAAUCAGGAAACAGCGACAACUUUGACAAAAUAUUAAAAUCGGGGUUUUCCGAAUCUGACUUUGUGGGGGGUUGUUUUGGGCGGGGUCUUCAUUUUACCCGUCACGCACGAGCGGCCACAAGGUUCUCGCCACCCGGGGCUGUUCUUGUUGCCAAGGUUGCGCUUGGCAGAACGCAAACGGUGACGACAAAAGAUUCAUGUCGUGUUUCGCCACCGGAGGGCUCCAACUCGAUCCUUACCCAGGGUCGAUUAUCGGACGAUUCCAUAUUAGGGCAUCCGUCGUGGACCACCGGCCACAGCGAGUAUCUCGUGUUUAACCCCGACCAAGUUUUACCGAUUGCUGUCAUAAAAUAUUCAUCCCAAUGUUAAUGUUGUGUCUAUGUUAUGCAGGGUUAGGUUGGUAGAAUGCCGUUAAUUGUUGAACUGCCGGAUGAUAUCGCAUCGGGGGAUUCACCCAUCACAACACCUAAUUUGGUAAA